Diversispora eburnea is the source of this 510-nucleotide messenger RNA. The record is from the annotation of a GenBank genome assembly. Lineage: Eukaryota; Fungi; Glomeromycota; Glomeromycetes; Diversisporales; Diversisporaceae.
AAAGUGAUAGUUCAGAUUCUAUUGAGUCUGAAUAUGAGGAAAGUAAUUCGGAAUCAGAAUCUGAAAGUGAUAGUGAUAAUGACAAGGAAAUUUUAGAUGAAAUUCUAGUAAUGAUGGGAGACUCAUUAGUUAAAACUGAAUUGAAUAUUGUUAAAAAUACAUUAUCUGGUCAACAAUUUUAUCCUCGUACCUUUUUUCCAGAUAUAUCUUUUUCACAAGUUAGUAAAUUACUUCAAAAUACUAAUAUAAAAUUCCAAUAUGGAACUGAUUUUAAUUCAUCCUUUUCUUAUACACUUUGUUCUGCAUCUACAACUUCAAGUGAGAUAGAAGAGCUAAAAUUAUCUAUUAUAAUUGAAAACAAACAAAAAAAUAAUACUGCUAAAACAUUAAUAAUUUCACCAGUUGAUUUUGAUAAUGUUAUUGAAAAAAUUCAUUUAUAUAUUCAAAAAUCUCUUGGUGAUAGAAAACUCAAUGUAUUUGAUUAUUCUCUUCAAUACAAAGUACUCAAUA